UUAUUCAAGUUGAAAAAAAUUACAUGUUCAUCAAGUUUCAAUCGAUCAGUAUGAGAGGGAGAUAGCAUAGGGAGGGGAAGAAAGGGAGAGAAGCUGAAACAAAAAUGUAGCAACUAAGAAUUUUCAUUUAUAUAAUAGGGUUAUACUCAUUUGUGUUACAACGAUUGAGAUUGGGCGGUUUCAGUGUGAUCGAUCGGCUCCGGAAUGUCAUCCACUCACCUUUAAGAACCGUGGAUUGAUUAGUUUUAGGAUUUUUACCUUUGUGUACUAUCAGAUUUUCGUUUUGGGUUCAGUUUGGUUUAUUCGGAAUCAGUUACUGUUCUACGUGGCGAGUGGGAUCGAUUCUAUGUACUAUGUAGCACUAUACCCACAUAGCUAGGAUCGGCUCCAGAGCUUCUGAACCGAGCGAAACAUUACUUUUACCAUUAAUUAUUUUAUUUCCCGGUGAAUUUCACCCACAUUUACAUUUUCAAGAGAAAAAAUAGUUUUCUAACCAUUUUCCGUCAACCGAAGUACCAAGUAACAGCUGUCCGUAAUACAGAACAAUCCCGUUCCUCUUCUUCUUCUAAAAAGUACCACUGCUUUCCGUUUAAAAGAUAGAAACUGAAUGCUUAAAUUAUUGCUUUUCUCAGUAACAUAAAACAAAAUCUUAAACUCAACCAUUUUUUAAUACACACAUCACAUCCUUCGAAUUCUAUAAAAAAGUCGAAUUGUCUUCUGUUUCAAAUGUCUUCCAUUACUAUAAAGUUUCCAUUACUAUAAAGUUCCCAAACACACACUCUCUAGAUUCAUUACAAAAUCAAGAGAAAUAUAGAGAUAGAGAUUGGAAGAAAUGAGGGGUUUUGGAGGUCCAUUGUCGUCACUUGUUUUAAUCAUUCUCUUCGCUUUGUUACAAAAAUCCGCAUUUGCUGUUAAGCCUAUUAGUAGGCCUGGUAAAAAGUCUUAUAUUGUGUACAUGGGUGCACACUCACAUGGAGCAGAAGCUACAUCAGCAGAUCUGGAUAAAGCAACUGAUGCUCAUUUUCAGUUACUGAGUACUGUUGUAGGAAGUAAUGAAAAGGCUAGAGAAUCAAUGUUUUAUUCGUACAGACGUUAUAUAAAUGGUUUUGCUGCAGUCCUGGAUCAGCAUGAAGCAGAUGAAAUUUCAAAAUACCCAAGUGUUUUCUCUGUUUUCGAAAACGAAGGAAGGCAGCUGCACACCACCCACUCAUGGAACUUUCUUGGACUAGAAUCUGAAAGUGGUGAUGUUUCGCCUCUCUCGGCAUGGAAUAUAGGGAGGUAUGGGGAAGAUACAAUCAUCGCUAACCUUGACACUGGAGUGUGGCCUGAAUCAAAGAGCUUUAGUGAUGAAGGAAUGGGACCAAUUCCGUCCAGAUGGAAAGGAACUUGUCAGAAUAACUCCAAAGAUGGAGUUCCUUGCAACAAGAAGUUGAUUGGAGCAAGAUACUUCAUCAAUGGGUAUGCAGCAGGAGUAGAUUCCUACGAAAUCCCGACAAAUUUAUCAGCACGUGAUUACGAUGGACAUGGCACUCAUACACUAUCUACGGCUGGUGGUAACUUUGUAUCAGGUGCUAAUGUGUUUGGUUUUGGGAAGGGUACAGCCAAAGGCGGAGCCCCAAAAUCUCGUGUUGCUGCUUACAAAGUCUGUUGGAAACCUAUAAACGACAGUGGAUGCUAUGAUGCUGAUAUUAUUGCUGCAUUUGAAGCUGCAAUUCAUGAUGGUGUUGAUAUUAUAUCUGCAUCUAUUGGUGGACCGCCUGCUGAUUACUUCAGUGACGGCAUUGCCAUUGGUUCAUUCCAUGCCGUGAAGCAUGGUAUCACUGUCGUCACAUCAGCCGGUAAUAAUGGAGCCGUGGAAGGGGGAGUCUCUAAUACCGCUCCCUGGUUAAUAACAGUUGGUGCUAACACCAUUGACAGGGAGUUCCCUGUUGAAAUUGGACUUGGCAACAGGAAGCAUCUCAAGGGUCAGAGUUUGUAUCCAAAAGCGCUUCCAAUUAAGAAAUUUUAUCCUUUGAUAAACGGGACAUCUGCAAAAGCAGCAAACUCGACAAAUGAAGACGCUCGGUUGUGUUUUGCUGGGUCCCUUGAUCCUGCCAAGGUUAAGGGUAAGAUAUUGGCAUGCAUUCGAGGCAUAAGUGGUCGAGUCGAGAAAGGUAUUGUGGCACUCCAAGCUGGUGCCGCAGGGAUGAUUCUAGCCAAUGACGAGGCGAAUGGACGUGAAACUGUAGCCGAUCCUCAUGUUCUUCUCUCUGCACACAUCACCUACAUUGAUGGUCUGGCCUUGUUCUCUUACAUCGGUUCAACCAAGUCACCGGGUGCUAUUAUGACACGAGCAAGAACUCAGUAUGGUGUUAAUCCAGUUCCCGUGGUGGCAGCUUUUUCAUCUAGAGGGCCCAAUGUUGUUACUCCUGAGAUCCUUAAGCCUGACGUCACCGCACCAGGAGUGGAUAUUAUAGCAGCAUUCACUCAAGCAAUAGGCCCGGCAGGUGAAACAGAUGACCGUCGAGUUUUGUUCAAUACCGAGUCUGGAACUUCAAUGUCUUGCCCUCAUAUUGCUGGUGUCGCUGCCCUUAUCAAAACAGUUCACCCCGACUGGAGUCCAUCUGCCAUCAAAUCAGCAAUUAUGACUACCGCAAGGACCCAAGAUAGCCAGAAGGUUGCAAUGCGCAAUUCGUCAAACCUCCAGGCAACACCAUUCAAUUAUGGGUCAGGACAAGUGAGACCCAACGCUGUUCUGGACCCUGGUUUGGUCUACGACGUAACUACCAAUGACUACUUGAACUUCCUCUGCGGACUUGGCUACGAUGAAUCCCAGCUCAAGCCUUUCACCCCAGACAUGCCUUAUAAAUGCCCCGAGUCGUACACACUAACAGACUUCAACUACCCUUCUAUCACCGUACCGGAUCUCCAAGGUUCAAUUACUGUAACUAGAACCGUUAAGAAUGUUGGUUCUCCUGGUACUUACAAAGCUCAGAUACAUGCACCUCAAUGGAUAAGGGUAUCCGUUGAGCCAAAAACAUUGACAUUCGAGAAGAUCGGUGAGGAAAAGAUGUUUAAGGUGACUCUCAAAGCUGUGUAUUCUUCGGAACAAUACACAUUUGGGAGGCUAACAUGGACUGACGGUGUGCAUUUUGUGCGGAGUACUAUAGUAGUGAGAGGAGCUCCUGGGCCGCUAUAAGAUUUUUACUGAAACACCUAUUUUUUAACUUAAUAUUUAGUGAUUUUUUCUAAUUACAGUUAGCAGUAUUACUUGACGGAAAUGGAAAUUCAAUGUCA
This is a messenger RNA of Papaver somniferum (opium poppy), 3276 nucleotides long. RefSeq names its product subtilisin-like protease SBT5.4. The record is from RefSeq and is a predicted model, not a curated record. NCBI's taxonomy places the organism in Eukaryota, Viridiplantae, Streptophyta, Magnoliopsida, Ranunculales, Papaveraceae. Gene Ontology annotation, molecular function: serine-type endopeptidase activity. Gene Ontology annotation, biological process: proteolysis. The transcript has 11 exons. Bases 833 to 3178 code for a protein of 781 amino acids.